AUGGCUGGAAAUCAAGAUGAACCUGCCCACUUCAUGGACGUGACACCUCUAGCACCUCCCUCUGCAACCUCGUCAAGUCUCAGAACUCGAGGAAAGUAUACCAGCAAAGCAUGCAUCCCGUGUCGACAGAGUAAGACCAAGUGCGCUGGAGGUUCAUUCUGCCAGAGUUGUCGGCGUCAAGGCAAAGUUUGCACCUAUCCUGCGCGAGCAAGGGUACGAAAAGCAAAGAUUGCCGUGCCUGCGAAAGAUGAUCCUCAAUCGAAGUUGUCCUCGCCACAGGUUGGAACUGAGGGGAUUCCUGCUCAUGAGACUGAGGCAAUUUUGGAUCGUCUGAGAAGCCUUGAACAGCAGAUCAGCGGAAUGGAUAAAGCCUUACACGGCGAACCAGUCGACUUAGACCGGGAUGCACCCUGUGACACGGAAAUAUUUGCAACAUCUCCCAGUCAAGCCGCUCCCACAUCCCUGAGUUCCCACAUAAAUGCUUUGAAGAAGGCAUUAAUUCCGGCAAUUCAGUAUAUACCGCAAUCUCCUCCGACUCCAUGUCAGCACAUGCUGUCUGGCAACGAGACCGGGAAGGCGCAGUAUCUGCGCAAUUUACCGACCCUCCCAUGGCUCAAACGUCUUAUCAACUUAUACUUUGAGCAAUUGAAUUAUUUUUUCCCUUGUGUUGACGAGGUGGAAUUCAGAAAAAGCCUGUCACAGAUUGAGAAGGACCAAGCACGAGGAGAAGGUAACCUUUGCCUGCUGGUCAAGCCUUCCAUGCGCACAUUUCUUAUGUUGAUGUGUAUGGUUCUCGCUGUGGCGUCUUAUCUGGACCCAGGGAGUCACCAAGACAAAGUUUCCACCUCCCCAGGCUGGAAAUAUCUCUUGAUGGCCGAAGAUAUUUCUAUACGAGAUUAUUGUUCGCGAAGUGUGAACAUAGAUCUGGAUCUGGUUCGUUAUCAUACCGUCAAGGCAAUCUACUUGAUCCAUAUCGAACGACUGACAGCCGCAUAUCGUGCAAUCGGUGUUGCCAUUCAACUUGCAUUCAGUAUCGGUCUGAACGACGAGUGCACUUGGAGAGACUGCUCUGGUGUAGAAAAACGUGCCCGUCGGUUGUUGUGGUGGACUAUAUUCUACGUGGAUCGGCGGGUGGCACAAAAGUGUUGGAAGCCAUAUACUAUCCGGGAGACUGAAAUCAUGGUGGGCGAUGUUGAGGAUACUGAAUUUGCACUGUUCAACGAUAUACUUGAUAUGGAAAUGUACUCUGAGAUGGAAAGAAGGAAACUGAUCAACAGAUACGUCCAGACAGAAAUCAUUUGGGCCCGCCUGUGGACUCUGGUCUGGGAUUCCUUGUUUGCUGUUCGUGUGGCCAAGGGAGACAAUGCUAUAGAAGAGAUUGAGGUUUUGGAUGCCCGAAUUCUUCAUGCUCAAAGGCAGACGCACGAGAGUCUGCGUUGGGAUACCUCCCUGCUGCCGAAUUAUGUGGCCGCCGGAGAGACCGAAGCUCAGAUUCGUUCACGGCUUGUUUCCUAUGUGGUGGGUCGCCCCGUUUUACCGCCGGUUCUGAUUUUUCACAAUUUGACGUUGCUGAUGUAA
Molecule: messenger RNA, 1578 nt
Organism: Rhinocladiella mackenziei CBS 650.93
Lineage: Eukaryota; Fungi; Ascomycota; Eurotiomycetes; Chaetothyriales; Herpotrichiellaceae
Exons: 4
Coding region: 1-1578 (525 amino acids)
Biological process (GO): positive regulation of transcription from RNA polymerase II promoter by galactose; DNA-templated transcription
Cellular component (GO): nucleus
Molecular function (GO): RNA polymerase II cis-regulatory region sequence-specific DNA binding; DNA-binding transcription factor activity, RNA polymerase II-specific; zinc ion binding
Source: RefSeq, a predicted model, not a curated record